AUGUCCAAGUUGAUUACUGUCUUUGGUGCCACCGGCAACCAAGGCGGCUCCGUCAUUGACGCCAUCCUCGCCGACUCUGAGCUCUCAAAGGAGUUCAAGAUCCGCGGUAUCACUCGCGACACCACCAAGAAGUCCGCUCAGGACCUCGCUAAGAAGGGUGUUGAGGUUGUCACAGCUGAUCUGGACUCUGUCGAAUCCCUGACUGCUGCACUUAAAGGUUCCCACACUGUCUUCCUAGUCACCAACUACUGGGAAACAAUGAACGCCGAUGUGGAAUUCUCACAAGGCAAAAACGUUGCAGACGUUUCCAAGGCAGUGGGCGUUUCCCACCUUAUCUUCUCUUCGCUCCACAACGUGACCGAGGAAAGCAAAGGACGUCUAACCCAUGUGCCUCACUUUGACAGCAAGGCCAAUGUUGAAAAAUACAUCCGUGCUUCCGGUGUUGGCUGCAGUUUCGUUCUUCCUGGAUACUACAUGAGCAACUUUACUCAGAUGUUGAACCGUGCUGAGGAUAGAUCGUACCAGCUAUUCUACCCUGUGAGCAAUGAGGCCAAGUUCCCUCUCUUCGAUGCUGCGCAGGAUACCGGUCUAUUUGUGAAAGUUGCACUUAAGCACGCAGACCAGUUGAAGAACAAGCAGAUCCUGGCUGCUGCUAAGUAUUACACUCCCCAAGAAAUCGUGGAUACCUUCUCUAAGGUCUCGGGCAAGAAGGCUGUCUUUGUGCAGGUCAGCUCGGAGCAGUAUAAGGUUUCUUUGCCUGAGGCUCUUGCUGUCGAGUACCUUGAGAACCAGCUCUUUGUGGAAGAGCCUGGCUACUACUUGGGCGAGUCGCUUGAGCCUACCCUGAAGCUUGUGGACUCUAAGCCUGUUACGUGGGAGGAAUUUGUCAAGAAGAAUGUCUCUUCCUGGGAAUAG
This is a messenger RNA of Penicillium salamii, 915 nucleotides long. NCBI's taxonomy places the organism in Eukaryota, Fungi, Ascomycota, Eurotiomycetes, Eurotiales, Aspergillaceae. The record is from the annotation of a GenBank genome assembly.